AUGGCGAGAGCAAAGUUAAGCGGGCGGCAGAUCAUGCAGCUGUUCUAUACAGAAGUGGAUCGGUCUCUGUCUCCUAGUGCUGCUGAGAAGGAUCCGGAUCUAUCGACAGUCUUCCGGUGCAAGUGCGGCAAGAUGCGCUCCCAGAAACUCAAGCAUGGCUACACUAAUCUGGUGCAACACGUGCUCAUGAAGCAUUCGGAUUGGGUAACAGCGGCCUUACGAGAAGCUUUUCCGAGUCCGAUUCCUACACUUUCCAGCACUAUCAAGUCGCCGAGACUGAAGAAACUGCGGCUUGCGAAGGUUGAGGCCGAGACGAAGGUCUUGUGCAGCGGCGAUGGGAUUCCUGGCAACUUGACAGGGAGCGAAAAGGACGAAAUUGCGGCGAGUCAAUUGACGGUGAAAGCUCAGGAACCGACGGCGCCAUUAAAAGUGCAAAAGCGCUCGCAGUAUUUGUCGUGGGAUGACUACUUUAUGAGCGUUGCUUUUUUGAGUGCAAUGCGCUCGAAAGACCCGUCUACUCAAGUUGGAGCGUGUAUUGUGAACCCAGAACGGAAGAUCGUCGGAAUCGGCUACAAUGGAUUUCCAAAUGGUUGUGCUGAUGACGAGUUGCCAUGGGCGCGCGAAAGUGAGACGAGCUCUCUGCUUGAUACGAAAUACCCGUACGUCUGUCAUGCUGAAAUGAACGCCAUUUUGAACAAGAACUCUACUGACGUGAAAGGAUGCACGAUUUAUGUGGCGCUUUUUCCUUGCAAUGAGUGCGCCAAGCUCAUCAUUCAGAGUGGCAUUGCGCGCGUCGUGUACUGUUCCGAUAAGUACAAGCAGGACUGGAAGUUCGUGGCGUCGCGCAGGCUCUUGGACAUGGCUGGAGUGCAAUGCGUACAGCAUCAGCUCCAGCGGUCUAAUGUCAUGAUUGACUUUACUUCAGUUUGA
This is a messenger RNA of Peronospora matthiolae, 930 nucleotides long. Lineage: Eukaryota; Oomycota; Peronosporomycetes; Peronosporales; Peronosporaceae. The record is from the annotation of a GenBank genome assembly.